Messenger RNA from Lathyrus oleraceus (garden pea), 735 nucleotides. RefSeq names its product secreted RxLR effector protein 161-like. The coding region runs from base 1 to 735 and encodes 244 amino acids. The transcript has 2 exons. The record is from RefSeq and is a predicted model, not a curated record. NCBI's taxonomy places the organism in Eukaryota, Viridiplantae, Streptophyta, Magnoliopsida, Fabales, Fabaceae.
AUGGUUGUUAGAUCAUUAGAUAUGGAGAAAGAUCCUUUUAGACCUCGAGAAAAGGAUGAAGAAUUGUUUGGUCCUGAAGUACCAUAUCUCAAUGAAAUUGGAGCACUAAUGUACCUUGCUAAUUAUACACAUCCUGAUAUAUCAUUUGCUGUCAAUCUAUUAACAAGAUAUAUUUCUUCACUUAUACGAAGACAUUGGAACGAAGUAAAACAUAUACUUCAUUACCUUAGAGGUAGAAUAGGCAUGAGUUUGUUUUAUACCAAAGUAUCCAAAUUCGAAUUAACAGGUUAUGCAGAUGCAUAUUACUUGUCAGAUCCUUAUAAUGGUAGAUCACAAAUAGGUUAUUUGUUUACAUGCAGUGGUACAACAAUUUCAUGGAGAUCAGUGAAACAAACCAUAUCAGCAACUUCAUCUAAUCAUGCAGAACUUUUAGCAUUACAUGAGAUGAAUGCACGUGGUGAACCAAUCAAUGAUUUACAAAAGAUCGAGAAGAUGUUGAGAUCUAUGGCUACAAGCUUUGAUUAUAUUGUAGUGUAUAUCGAAUGGUCCAAGAGCCUAGCUGAGAUGAAGUUGGAAGAACUUCAAGCUUCAUCAGAGGCUCAUGAGAUGAGAUUGAAGCAAAGAAACUCACAAAAAGAGAAAGUGGCAGAACAAGCACUGCAAGCAAGAUUCAUCAAGAAGUUUGGAAAAGAAAAGGCGAAGUUGAGAAAUAAUCUUGCUAAUGAUGAGAACUAA